Homarus americanus (American lobster) is the source of this 6444-nucleotide messenger RNA. RefSeq names its product serine/threonine-protein kinase plk-1-like. Gene Ontology annotation, cellular component: centrosome; spindle pole; cytoplasm. The transcript has 8 exons. Lineage: Eukaryota; Metazoa; Arthropoda; Malacostraca; Decapoda; Nephropidae. Gene Ontology annotation, biological process: mitotic cell cycle; protein phosphorylation; regulation of cytokinesis. The record is from RefSeq and is a predicted model, not a curated record. Bases 87 to 1628 code for a protein of 513 amino acids. Gene Ontology annotation, molecular function: ATP binding; protein binding; protein serine/threonine kinase activity.
AUUACAGUUAUCUUGUCUCUCCACAGUCACUGGUGCAUGUGUUGAAGCACCGACGUACGCUGACGGAGCCUGAGGUACGUUACUACAUGCGUCAGCUAGCGGAGGGCGUGGCGUACGUGCACCAGCAGCAGGUCAUACACAGGGACCUGAAGUUGGGCAACAUGUUCCUGACGGAGGAUAUGCUUAUGAAGAUCGGUGACUUCGGCCUGGCUACCCGCGUCGACGACAACAGGAAUGUAACAAUAUGUGGCACACCAAAUUAUAUUGCACCAGAAGUAUUAAAUAAAUUGGGUCAUUCCUAUGAUGCUGACAUCUGGGCCAUGGGCUGCAUUAUGUAUGCUCUCCUUGUGGGUCAGCCUCCAUUUGAGACCGACACCCUGAAGGAGACUUACUCACGUAUUACCUCAAACAAGUACGUGAUCCCACCACUCAUCAGUGAACCGGCCAGGCAUCUCAUUCGUCGCUUCCUCCACCCAGACCCAAAUGCCCGACCACGGCUCGACCAGGUCCUUAACCAUGAAUUCUUCACCACAGGUGUGGUCCCACGUUCCCUGCCUGCCUCAGCAUGUACCCAGGUGCCAAAGUUUGGACUGGAGGUUAUUGGGAAGUCUGUGUCUAUGCCAGAACAACAAUUACAGCACCAGGCUCCUCCUCUCCCCCAGUCACAGUCACAACACCCUCUUACCCAAGAAAUUAAGAAAAUUACCACUUCGGUUUCAACACUCCGCAUCCCCAACCAAAAACCCCAACCAGAAAAAAUCUCAAUUUUGGACGGCGGUCUUGGCAGUCCCCCAAACAGCCGACCAACUACUGGUAACUCCAAGGAAGAGAAUAGGAAGAAAGACUCUGGGGGGACUUUGUCUUCAUGUCUACGCCAGAAAUUGUCUUCAGUCAUUUGUACAACAGACAAUAAGGCUUCUACUGGUAACUUGGUGGGGAAGAAGAGAGAUAUUACCUCUGGCACUCUUUAUAACCUCUUGGCUGCCUGUCUUGAUAAUAUGCCAGAUGAUAUGAGCAGUAAUCCCUCAGUCCAAAGCCACACUCCUCUCUUUAUAUCAAAAUGGAUUGAUUACUCUAACAAAUACGGUUUUGGAUAUCAGCUUUCGGACAACUGUGUUGGAGUUUUCUUCAAUGAUCUGACAAGGAUAAGCAUCAGUUCAGAUAAGAAUCGAGUUGAGUUUACAGACUCCUCUGGUAGACUGGCUGUGCAUCAGGCAGGUGCUCUGCCUGCGUGGCUACAGGAACGUUACCAACUCUUACGUUAUUUUGCUACGUACAUGGAGGAAAAUCUGACAGAGGCUGGUGAUUCUCGAACAGCACGACCUGCAGCAGCAAGAAUGUCCGUCAUCCCUCACGUGCGUCGGUGGGAUCGUACGCCCAAGUCAAUUAUCAUGCAGCUCAGUAAUGGAACCUUCCAGAUUAACUUUUUCAAAGACCAUACCAAGAUUGUGAUUGCUGGUGAUCGUACCGACGUCAGCAUUAUGUUCAUCAGCAGCGACAGGCAGUCCUUUACUUAUCGUCUGUCUCAGCUUGCCGAGCUUGGCUGUGAUGCAAUGGUGCGCGAGCGUUUAGUUUAUGCAUUGUCCUGUCUUCGACAGUAUGCGGAAUUAGACGGAGAGGAAGUUUGAAAAAGAGAAAUGACUAGUUCCAGAGCUAUUUUUGGAUAUUUGGUGGAAACUAGAAUGGAUUAGCAUCCUGCAGGACCAAGUGAAAUGAACAUUGUCAGGUUCCAAGACUUCAGUGUCUUGGAUUGUUUGAAGUCAUGUGAAGAUUAUAUAUAGUGGUGAUGGUUCAGAAAAAAAAUUCAAAAAAUCAUUUAAUUGUUGAAUUGUAAGACAAUUCCUUCGGGUUCAUAGAAAAAGAACUGUCGGCCAUAAGUGUGGCAUUACUAGGAGUAUUUGUUGUUGGUGGUGUGUAUUAGUGAUUGGUUACUCCAGCGUAAAGUAACGGAAAUUGGACAGAUGAGCAAGUAUGAGCCUCAAUGAACCUCAACUUGGGUUCUUAACAGGCUUAUUUUCAUAUUUUUGAGAGAGGAGAGUGAACUGUUAAGACGUCUUAAGACUCAUAGUUGCUGAUCCUAAGACUCAUAGUUGCUGAUCAUUCUUUAUGUGCAGGAUCCCUGAACUAUGCAAUAAUUGUGUACACUGUACAUGUUUGGUACACUGCACAUAACAGUUCUGUUACCAGGUGACCAUAAUGUCUGUGUUACUGUUACACACCAAUUGACUAAGACUUGGGAGCAUGUAAGCUCUACCUCACAGUUUAAUUAGUUAUGUGUCUGAUCACUGCCCAUGUUGAUAGUCAAGGGCACAGAAAAGCCUGCAACCCACAUUCACAGUGUUUUGAUGAUUUAUCAAGCUAACUUUAAAGCUUAAUUUAAACUAAGUACUACUGUCAGAAGACUGUGAAUGUGGAAGUCUUGUUACAGUGACCCUUCUCUGUAUGUUGCCCCUGAUAUUUACCAAAGAGUUUAAAAGGGGUAAAUGUAAUAAUAAAAGCUAGUGUAAUUCAACACCUUAUUGUAUUAGAGUGAAGGGGAUCCCCCGAGGAAGCUGGGAGAAGUUGCUCCUACACUUGAGUAAAAGCUAUUAGUAGUGUGGUGGUUGUGCUGAGGAUAUUGUCAAAUACCUCUUCUGUGCAUUAUGAACAUUCUCCAUCAAGUUAGGAGAAUUAGAUACAAAGAUUAAUCAAAUUGACAGUGAUCUCUUAAGCUAACACUGCUCAAAGACUAAAAUAGAAUGUGCAUUCAUGACGUGAUUUUACAAUUGAAAAAGUUUUGUGUAAUCCUAAGUGAAUGCUUUCACUAGCGGGCAUCAAGGAACCACGUCUUGCUCAGAACGUGGACUAAGUGAUACAUUCACAUUAUGUGUUUGGUUAUCAGUUUAAAAUUCUGAAAGCAAUGAAGCUGAAUCUUUUUUUUUUGUCAGCCCUGAAGCAAGUCCGUCCUUGUAUGCUCUGCUUCAGUCAUGUAUGAAUGUGUGGUAGAAGAACAGUCUGAUGUAUAACUGCUGGAAUUGGUGUGUCCAUAGAGCUUAAAUUACAGCUCAAGAGUUAACCAUAAUGAAUCCUAAAUCCUUAACGUUUAGAACUUCUCCCAAACAUAAUUAGUUUGGCCUCUAUUGGUCAGUGAACGGUUACCAUUAAUGAAAUUAUCGGAGAAAAUGAAUGUUAUCGACAGCUUUCUUUUUGCUUUUUUUCUUCAGCCGAUUCAAGAUAUAUAUAUACUUCUGUCAUACACAGGAUGAGGCCUUUUCACAACCAAAGAGUGAAUGGUUUAUGCCAAUGUUCCCUUUUUGGCUCAGGUUAACUAUAAUGUACCAAAUAUAAUUUUUGAUAAUGAAAGUCAACUUCUCGUACAUUUUUGCAGUUGUGGCUUGGCAAGUGAUAUUGGUGAUAACCUACACAAAUUUGUUAAGAUUAAAAAGUCUUGACUCUUGAGUGUUGUUGCUGGGAAGAAGAGAAGCAUUGUUGCCAGUCACUUGAGUUUAUGGCUCGUGUCAGUGAGUUUAUGGCUCGUGUCAAUGAGUUUAUGGCUCAUGUCGGUGAGUUUAUGGCUCGUGUCAGUGAGUUUAUGGCUCGCGUCCAUGAGUUUACAGCUCAUGUUAAUGAUAAAUCAAAGCUAUCUUCCUGUCAACCAAGCAAAAUAUUUAGUACAAACCAAAAACCUUGGAAUAAAAUUCUCUUAAGGACUUCAAAAGAAAAAUUGUGUGUAUGAUGCAGAUAGCCUCUAUAAUGAUCUCAUAUUUUUUAAUUAAUCCAUCUUUAUCAGUAUAUUUCCUCUUGAUGUUGGUGGUAAGGCUGUAAAGACAAGGGUACGAAUUCUUAGUCAUUUAUUUAGCUGCGUGUAAAUAUUGUUCACAGAUAUGCAAGAAAUGUUUAGCCGCUGUCUUGUAAAGUAGAUUGGUUAUUAGGUUGUUUAUGCUACAGAACUUGACCUAAGAAUUCGUUUUAAGGAACAGGAACACUCCUUAAGUGCCCCCCUUCUCUUAUGCAGCUUCUAUCAUACCAGUAUAUUGUAUUUAUAGGUAUUUUUUUCAUUUACAUUGGGGUUUACAUCCUCCACUAUCUGUCUUACCAAAGAUGACAGGAUUUUUGUAUCUGCUUUUCACAUGAACACUGAGAAGGUAGACAGGCUUUUGUUUUGGAAUCUGAAUAAGAUGUAGGUUGGAUGGGCUCGAUAAAGUCUAGGCAUUGUUGAAAUUUCUUUGACUGACUCGUCAAAAGAAAUGAUGGCUCUUAAGGGGACACCGUAGCAUAUAGCCAGUGGACUGAUGCCUGGCUCAUCAGCUUGAGGAGGUAUAUUCAGUCUUGAAGCCAGACUGAGUAGAUUAGGGUAUUACUUGUUGUAGUAACCUCAGGCUGGGACACUAAAGAUAUUAUAUGCUUUGGGAACCAUUAGCCUAGGACUCUUUGAGGUCUCUGUUUGCUGUGGUAACUUAAGGCCCUGUCACUGAGGGUAUUAUUUGUAGUAGUAACCAGAGGCAGGGACACUGAGCGCAUUAUUACUGUGGUAUCCUCAGGCUUGGUCAUUGAGGAUGUUACUUGCUGUGAUAUCCUUGAGUUUAAUCACUAAAGGUAUUAAUUGCUGUGGAAUACUCAAGCUUGGUCAUAGAAGACUCAUUUGCUGUGGUAGUCUCAAGUUGGGCCACAGAGGACAUUUAUUCAAGUGGUAUCCUCAGGGGGUCAGGGGGAUAGGUGCAACCCUGGUGUAGUUAAUAUCUCUCAUACACAAUGUUGGGAAAUUGCCCAACACGUGAGACUCCCAACACCUCUCAACAUGUAUGGUAUUUGAAUCGAGCUUUAACAACCCUCAACUAGGACAUCCAUAGUAUACGUGACAGAAGAUGGGUUUAUUUAGUCCUUGUGAAGAAAGAGUUUCAACUGUGGCUAGUCUUUAGAGAAAAUUUUGAUGGGAAGUCAUAGUACUGGUGACGAAGAGUACGGCUUAAGGGCUUUAAGUAAACAAAGCACCAGAGGCUGAAGGGUAUUACUGAUGGUGAUGAAGUUAUGUUUGACUGUAAAAGUUGGCAGAGGAGUUGUGUGCCAAGAAUCCCUUUCAUUACCACCCCAUGGUCAGUUCGGGCUGAGGGGUAUUGUUUAGAAUAAUAUGAUUUGUGUCUGUGAUUCUCUGUGUUAAUUUUGUAUGUUUUGUUUUUGUGAUAACUUUGUGAUUUUCCUGUUUUUUGUAUGUAUGCAAGUAUGUAUAUAUAGUACAUCAUUAAUUUAAUAAACGUGUGUUUUUGUUUGUUUUCUGUGUUAAGUGUGUAGCGCUCAGGUCUUUCACAAGCUGAUAGUAGCAAAGUGGUCUUCCUUAAAUUAUUUGUUCUCGAUCUUUUCCAUUGGUUUUAACUACCAAAUCCUCCAAAUUGGUGCCUUUAUGUAAUAACUGCAGUGAGGAGCAGUUGAUGCCUUCACUGCAUCAAGUCAAGUUUGUUUAUAGUGCUCAAGCAUAUGUGGCACCUAGCAAGUGUUUAUCAGUAAAAAGAAAUUUGCAUUGUAAGUAAAAAAAUCUUUGCAUUGUAAAAGAAGGAAUUCAUUAUUCUUACUUCUUAAAUCUUGUAUUAAUCCACUGCAGAAGAACAGAUUAACAAAUUGUCGCAGUUACUGUUCAACUUUUUUAUUAAUGCAGUAUUUAGCUCUCUUGACAAAAAAAAAGUGCUCAGAUUAAUGUGGCCAAUAAAGUAGUGGCCAUGGUUUACUAUCACCUGGCAGACUACCGAGUUUUCAGACGCUCUAGCUAGUGCGGAUUCUCAUACUUGUUACACAUGCAGUUUGGGCCGUAUGAUGCGAGAUGUCUUCCACGCAACAGGACAAUAACUUGGUUCACUUCCUAUGGUCGCAGUAAGGCUCACCCGGUCAGUAGUGUAAGCCUCUCUGCCAUAAUGUAUGGAUUGUUAGUUCCAAGUAAUUGUUUGGAGAGAGUUGUUAACCCUCAGGUAUGAUUGUUGUCUAAAAGAGGACUUGUAGUAAAGUUUGGACCAAUGUUACUUGACCUUUAACCUGAGAGAACAACUCCAUAUGUGUCCAGCGUAGUAAAGAUUCCUUCCAGUAUAGUACACGGAGUAAUAGGCAUUUACUCUUGAAGUUUAGAUCAUCAAAUAAUACUAUCAUCAUACCUCUUCAUUAUUAUAUUUCAUGGUCCCAUACGUCACUAUUGUGUAAGACGGCCAACCAGCGCAUGUAACAUAGAGAGACCAAACAAGGUGAAUGACUGCUACUUGCCUUGGUCUAAAAUGUCCUAUUCAUUAUUGCAUUAUUACCCUAAGUGGCCCACUCAAGACAUGUAAAUAAAUUAUGUUAAGAUAUUAGGAUUACAGAGGUAGUCAUCUUCAAUCUGUGCAGUACUAUGGUGUAUAUUAGGCAUCAUCGACUCUCAUGGUCUUUCAUUUUUUGCAAUUCUUGUUGUAAAUUUACUUGCUUUUGUUUGUAAUAAAGAAUCAGUAA